Messenger RNA from Camellia sinensis, 435 nucleotides. The record is from RefSeq and is a predicted model, not a curated record. Lineage: Eukaryota; Viridiplantae; Streptophyta; Magnoliopsida; Ericales; Theaceae.
AUGAAGAUCUCCAGUUUUUGGACAAAAGUUGGGAAUAAAGUUUUCCUUGGUCUCAAGAUUGUGUACACAACCACUAAGAAGAUUAAGAUCAUUCAGCAAAUGCUCAAAACUGUGCAAAGCCAACAAAAGAGUUAUGCGGAUCAAAGAAGAAGGGCUCUUGAAUAUGAUACCGGUGAUCAUGUGUUCAUUAGGAUUUUGAAAAGGCUCGAUCCAAUUGCAUACCAGAUUGCUUUACUAUUGGGAAUAGAACAAAUGCACAAUGUAUUUCAUGUGUCAAUGUUGAGGGGCUAUCUCCAAGAUCCGUUCCAUGUUAUUGAUUAUCACCAGAUAGCUCUCGAUGAUAAUAUGAAAUAUGAAGAGAAACCGAUUCACAUCAUCAACUGGCAAGUGAAACAAUUGAAGAAUAGAGAAAUUCCUAUGGUUAAAGUAGAAUGA